AAAUAAUCUCAUUAAUUCCCAUCAUUUUUCCCCAACGUUAGUGUCUCCUCUAAUCCCUUAACAUCCACCGCUCCUCAUUCUGGCAUGGAGGAGCGGUCACCACCUGCAGCGGGCGGCAAAGCCAGAAAUCUCCUUUCAUCAGCCACAUCGCUUCGCCUCUCUCUAACACCGGCUCGUUCACAAGAUCAUACCUACGUUGUUCAAAUCCCUCGUGAUCAAGUUUAUCGUGUCCCUCCUCCUGAAAAUGCCAAAAUUGUUGAAAAUCAUCGACAACCAGAGGCUCAAAAGAAAAGGAAAUGUACAUGUUGUUGUUGGAUGUUUUCAGCGUUAUUACUUAUAGGUAUUGCGAUUGGAAUCAUCGUGUUGAUUGUUCACACAAUGUACACACCUAAAUCUCCUGAAUUUUCAAUUAUUAAUGUUCAUUUCAAAAACGUUACACAACCUUCAAAUGGACAAAAGAAUAAGAGUCAUCCAGUCCCUCAAUUUGAGAUCGAUUUGAGAAUCGUUAACAUUAAUGAGAGAAUGGAGGCUUCUUUUGGUAAAGGUGAUAAUGGAAUAGCGGCUCUUAAUUUUAAGAAUCAUGAAAUUGGACAUGGGAAAUAUACCGCGAUUUCUCAACAACCUAAAGAUUCAACAAAUUCUCAAUUUAAUCUUGAUGCUGGGAAAUUACCUGCUGAUUUUCAGAAAAGUCUUAAUGAUGACAAGAAGGCGAUACCAAUGACUUUAACUAUUAAUGCACCAAUGGAGAUUACGAGCUGGGCAAAAACAUUGAAAAAAGAAGUGACUGUUACGUGUGAUUUCGACGUUGAAUCGGUGAAAGGUAAAUCCAAGAUCAAAUCCGAAGAUUGUAAGACUGAUUUUUAAAUGCAAACAAGAUGGAUCGUACGUGAAGUGUCAAAUUGUUUUUCUACGUGGUUUCGAUGCAUUUAUUUGUCAUUAUAAUCUAUGUUUCCGUUAAUUUUAAAUCUAGAGCGUCACACGUACGGCCUUGAUGAUCACCAUAUAUUGUUGUAAGUAAUUGUAACCUCUUUUCUUCAAUGCUUUUCUUGUAUUCCUUAUUUUUAUUUUUCUCCUCAAUUGAUUACCUAAGUUCUUUCUUCUUUUGAAUUUGUGUGUCAUGUGUUGUAUAAGGUAUAUAACUUGGUUAUUUUUAGAUUGAAUCAAGUGUAAAGUAUUCUAUCGUCAUUUAACACCUUGCCUUUUUAGAUUAGAUGAAAUAUGAGGUCUUCUUCAUUUCUUUUAUGAG
Solanum verrucosum is the source of this 1246-nucleotide messenger RNA. RefSeq names its product NDR1/HIN1-like protein 13. Bases 85 to 864 code for a protein of 259 amino acids. The transcript has a single exon. The record is from RefSeq and is a predicted model, not a curated record. NCBI's taxonomy places the organism in Eukaryota, Viridiplantae, Streptophyta, Magnoliopsida, Solanales, Solanaceae.